Molecule: messenger RNA, 2709 nt
Organism: Drosophila miranda
Lineage: Eukaryota; Metazoa; Arthropoda; Insecta; Diptera; Drosophilidae
Exons: 3
Coding region: 899-2578 (559 amino acids)
Source: RefSeq, a predicted model, not a curated record
CCAGUCUCGCAGAAACGCUCAAAGCGUUCGGACACCCAAGCUUAAAGCAGUAGCCACCAAAAGCGAAAGAAAUACAGACACACAGAAAGACAGAAAGAAAGAGAGAGAAAUACAGACAGGCGACUUGGAGUAACUUUCGUGCCUCGUGGUGGUAGAAAACCUGAGCUAUAGCCGUAUCUGUUGCUGGAGAAAGGCCUGGCCUGGCCUGAGCUGAGCUGAGCUCAUGGGCUGGUUUUGCAUGGAUUUUGCUUCAUUUCACUAGGCCCCAAAUGCGUUGACAUUGAUUCUGGGCCAAUGUGCAGCCUCAUCUGCAGUUCAGGGCUAUCGGGCUGAUUACCAAUGCGAUACGAUAUACGAUGUAAGGGAAAAAGACAAGAUUCAAGUUUAAACCUGUUGAAGGGCACACAAAAAACCAGCUGCGAGAGAAGACUGGAGAGAGGAGAGCACAGAGCAGGGAGAAACUCAAACAGCGCAUGCGUGCACGUGCAUGAGGCCACAAAGAGAGUGAGAGAGUGGUGUGCAGUCAGCUUUGGAACCGAAAAUUGGGACAAGAACGAAGCAGUGCCCUCAGCUGAUGUUCGCAGUGCUGCUGAAACUGUCCGAGGCUACUAAAACUGUGCGCCGCAUGCGGCGGAAGUGUCAACAGUGUCUGUCGAGUGAGAUUGCGCAACUUCGACACCAAAUAAAAGACAUAAAUGCGCUAACUAACCCACAAUAAACAGAAAAUGUGUAAGAAAUCUAUGUUGAAAAUUGGCAAACUUACGAACUGUGUGAAAUUAAUAAUAAUAAUAUAAAAAGCAACGACAACAAAGCAAGCGCUUUGUUCGUGACUCUCAAUAAAAUAAAAUAAACAAAAGUAUAACAAAAAUCGCAGCGCAAGUCAGGCAAAAUUAAAAAAAUGUCCAAGUUGUUGAAUAUAAAUUCGCUUUCGUUGGUGCAUUGCCUGGCGGCGUUGCUCUGUGUGGCGGCAUCGCUGCCGCAAAACCAAAAACAGCGACAACUAGUGCCGCUGCAGCUGCAGCCGCAGCAGCAGCAAAUGACGACGACGCCAAUUGUGGCAGGCGGUACUCCAGCAUCAGCGCCAGUGCCAGUGCUAGUGCCAGAUCUUUUGAAUGCAACCGAUGCGCCAGCUGGCGACUCCUUCGAACAGCAGCAGCCACAAAAACAAGCAACAUUGCAGUAUCCACAUAUAACGGCAUUAGAUAAAGAAGUAGUUGAACGCCUGAUCAAGCAAUGGGCGCCGAUUGUGUGGCUGGCGCCGGAGGAGAAAUUCAUGCCGCUGGGCGUGGAGGAGUUCCUGCAGCACGUCCAUCCCAUGGACAAGGACAGUAGCUUUCGGCCCGGGGUCCCCUUCAGUGAGUACUCGACCAAGUCACAUCUGGUGACGAACGCCGAGAUGCACGAUCUGCUGGGGAAUGAGCAGUCGUUUAUCUAUGGUAGGAAUCCCAAUGAGAAGCCAGUCCCCAUCUAUGGCGUGGUAACCAUGUGUCCGGGUAGGCGGGAGCCAGUGAUGGCUUCCAUUUCCACGCCUCCACUGGCCAGCACACGAGGCCCCUACAUUCCUGUCUCCAUUGAUCCCCUCGAGGAACGCAAUGAGACCGUGAGGCGAUCCUCGCGCUUGUUCCCCCUCUUCCAGCGGGUUAAGCGAGACGCAGAACACGACCUCAAUGAGUACGAGGAGUUGGUGAUGGUGGAGCCAUCUCAAACCGAUCCUAAGCCACAGCCACAGAUGGAGUUGGAGCCUGAACCUGAUAACAGCAUUCCCGUAAACAAUUUCAUCGCCAAUCUGGCGGAUAAUGUCAAGUUCAGUGGCGGAGCCGGUCCGGAGGAUAACCUGGAGGAGGAGAACAGCAUCGGGACGUCGCCCGAGCACGAGGUGAAUGCGGGACAGGGCAAGCUGCCAGGAUUCCACGUCACCUACUGGAUGUUCUAUCCCUACAGCCAGGGAAAGACCAUGUGCACUGUGAGUCUGGGUCCCCUCGGUCGGAUCCCCUUCCCAGCUGUCUACGGCUAUUGCCUGGGCCAUCGCAAGGAUAUCGGCAGCCACGUGGGCGACUGGGAACACAUGAGCCUCUACUUUAACGGGGAUGCCGAGCCCCAGGCCAUGUACGUGUCCGCGCACGAUGCGGGUGCCUUCUACAGCUACAACCGGCUGACGGGCUCCUUCGAGUUCCGACGCCAGGAGACGCGCAAGGGCAUCCUGCAGCGUCCAAAUUUUCCCAAAACUGUCACCACAUUCAAGAACCAUCCGGUUCUGUUCGCCGCGAAGGGUUCGCAUGGUCUCUGGACGGCCCCCGGUAAGCAUAGAUUCGUCAAAGUGGCUCGCCUCUAUGAUAUCAAUGGGUUCGGCACGCCCUGGAACACGUGGAAGUCAGUGGACAUAAGCUACGAGAACAUCAGAUCAUAUGGGCGUUCCCUUGUUCCUGAUUGGCUUACGUAUCGUGGGAAAUGGGGAAAUCCCAAGAGCAAGUGUCAUCCCUUUCGACGCAUCGGCCUCAACUUCUGCGAAUUCACGGACGGACCAACAGGCAUACCCCUGAAGGAACCCCACUUUCAAUGCGGUGCCGACUAUCACUGAGGAGAGAACUCCGUCCCCCCCCCCCUCUUUUUAGAAUUAAUCUCAUCUUUAGUGUAUAGUGAAGUAUUUAUUCUGAAAAACCACCCAAAAAUCGAUCCCCUAGAUGAUUAAAAAUGAAGCAGAACGUAAAA